CGACGUCUGUCAGAUCUAUCAGUUUUUAUUUUAUUAUUUCGGUCGGUUUUAUAUUCUCGGGGCCGGGUUAAUAGGUUUUUUGCUUUUUCUGAUUUUUAUUUAAUUUUCAUACAUUACAUAGUCUUUAACCAUCUUAAAACUGCCUGAUUUUUGUUUGAUAAUAUAAGUGUUUUUUUUUGUCUAAAGUUUUUGGCUUUUAUUAUUGGACCGAACCGCGUAUUGUGUACGACGGGUAGUUUUACAUUAAUACGCACCCGACAUUUUGGCGACCGUGACAGGACUGGCAGUUUUACGGGUUGUGUUUAAUCUUGUAGUGUAUACGGACAUAUUUUGGCUACCCUACUUGAUCACCGGGCAAUCGGUCCGACGCGUUGUCGCCCUGGACUGGUGAACGCGGUUUAGCUGAUUAACAGUGAGUAUACAGUGCAUAGCAAUGGAUCAGAAAAAGAAAAGUCGGAGAGUACUCCGCACCAGCUUUACCAAGACCGCUGGUGAGUUAGAGGGUCUUUUGUCAUCACCGGAAGGAAAAGAGCGUGUGAUUACGGUCUCUUUAGAAUUGGUAAAACAGAAAAUUGAGGAUCUAAAGAGACUUGACGGGGAUAUUUAUGCUCUUAUGUUAGAAAAGGAUGACACGGCAGAGACAGACUUACUAGCAGAAAUGGAGGGUGCAGAUGGAUAUGUUAAAAGGUAUACAGAUCUGAGUCUUCAAUGUGAGGAAUGUUUACAGCCUAGGGUAAAGGCAGAUCCAGAUGAAGAGGUAAAUUCGGAGCGUAGUGUUAGCCACAGCAUCAGACAAGGUAGGCGUAAAUUUAAGUUACCUAUUCUCGAGUUGAAAAAAUUUGAUGGAAAUAUCAAAGACUGGUUGCCUUUUUGGUCUCAGUUUCAAAAGGUUCACAAUGAUUUGGAAAUAGACGACAACGACAAGGUCGAAUAUUUAAUUCAGGCGACGGUUCAAGGCAGUAGGGCAAGGCAACUAGUCGAAAGUUUUCCCGCUACCGGAAGUAACUAUAGUAAAAUGGUGGAGUGUCUUCAAGCGCGGUUCGGUCGGGAAGACCUCCAGGUAGAAGUUUAUGUGCGCGAGUUACUUAAAUUAGUUAUACACAAUACCUCGUCUGGCAAUAGAUUAGACAUAACUCGUUUGUAUGAUAAACUGGAAACUCAGCUACGGGCCUUAGAAACCCUCGGUAUUACGUCCGAUAAAUACGCGGCGAUGCUAUUUCCGUUGGUCGAGUCUUGCUUACCGCCAGAGCUGUUAAGAAUUUGGCAACGGACACCGGAUAUCGGAGACACUGGUAUAAAUUUGCAGGUUUCACUGGAUAAUACAGGUCUUACUACAAUCGAAAAUCGACUUAAAAGCCUCAUGAAUUUUCUAAAAUUGGAAGUCGAUAAUGAGCAACAUGUUUCUUUAGCAACAGAAGGUUUUAAUUUGCGAAGCACUGUUCAUAAGGAUGUUAAACGGGGUGGUUACCAAACAAAUAAAGCAGGCCAGGAUUUUGAGCCAAAAUUUCAAACCGCGAUGGGCUUAAUCAAUUCAGAUGGAACCACAAAAUGUAUUUUUUGUCAAAAUUCUCAUGAGAGCAGCAAUUGUUUUAAGGCGCAGAAAUUAGGUCGUGAGGAGAAAAAGGAUAUUUUGUCAAAAAAUAGUGCAUGCUUUCGAUGUCUAAAACUGGGUCAUUUUUCUAGAAAGUGUCGAGCACGCUUAAAUUGUAUAGUUUGCAGCAAAUCCCAUGUCACUUUAAUGUGUCCUGAACUUCCAUCUUGUAGCUCGGGUCAGUACAGCUCUGGUCGGAACAGCUCUGAGAAAAAGGACGUUAUGGAAAGUGUAGUACAAAACGUAAAUCAGACUCUGGCAAAUAGUUCUAAUACACACGUAUUUUUGCAAACUUUGCAGGUAAAAGUUAAGGGCGCGAAUAAAUCAAAGUACGUGCGUGCGCUGAUCGAUACCGGUUCCCAAAAAACUUAUCUUUUAAAAUCGACGGCUGAUUUUUUGGGUUACCAAUCGAAGAGGCAAAUUAACGUUAUUCAUGGUUUGUUUGGAGGCACUGAGUUACCGCAAGUCCAUUGCUGUUAUGACGUCACUCUUAGUCACAACAACUACAGCUGUAAUUUCGAGGCACUGGAUCAACCCGUCAUAUGCAGUGGAGUGGAUUCUGUAUUCAAUGGUCCUUGGAUGGAAGAGUUACGAACACUGAACAUCAAGAUAUCAGAUUCACAUAAUUCUGGCCCUAUUGAACUGUUAAUAGGAUCUGAUAUAGCGGGUAAAUUAUACACAGGCAAGAGACACAUUUUGAGAUGUGGACUGGUAGCUGUAGAAACUCUGUUAGGUUGGGUUUUGAUGGGAAAAAUACCAGUUGAACAAAAGGACACUUUGUCUAUGUCCGCCGUUUCGCUUUUUGUUAAUAACGCGUCCAUUUCAAACCUCUGGGAACUUGACGUACUAGGCAUAAGCGAUCCAGUGGAAAGAAAAACUCGGGAGGAGACGGCAUUGGCAGCAAAAGCAUUGUUUCUAGAGACUGUUAAAACCGACGCCGAAGGACGAUACGAGGUUAGACUUCCAUGGCUGGAAGGACAUCCAGCAUUGCCCAGUAAUUAUGGCAUUGCUAAGAAAAGACUGGAUAAUACCAUCACUAAAGUCACGAAGGAUGGUUAUUACGAACUCUAUGAUCAGGUUUUUAAGGACUGGCAAAGUGAGAACAUCAUUGAGGAGGUUUGCGAAGAUCAAACAAGUUCAAAGGCUCAUUACCUACCUCAUAGGCCCGUAAUCAAAUUAAACUCAUCCACAAAGAUAAGACCGGUAUUCGACGCUUCGGCCAGAGAAAAGGACAGUCCAUCAUUAAACCAGUGCCUUGAAAAGGGGGUUAAUUUGAUCGAAAUGAUUUCAAAUAUUUUACUGAGGUUUCGGCAGCAAAGAAUUGGGGUAGUAUCAGACAUUCGGAAAGCAUUUCUACAGCUUAGCAUACACCCAGAUGACAGGGAUUUUCUUCGGUUCCUAUGGCGAGAUAAAAAUGGCCAAGAAAUAAUAUUUCGUCAUCGUAGAGUGGUGUUUGGAAUUAAUAGUAGCCCUUUUUUGUUGGGAGCUUCGUUGGAGUACCAUUUGUCAAAGAUGUCCGAAAAAUGUGAAUCGAUGGCAGUAUCCAAGGACAUUGUAGUUAAAUUGUCAAAGGCUUUCUAUGUUGACAAUUGCGUUACUAGUGUCGCCAAUGAGGAAGAUUUGGAAUCAUUCGUCAAAGGAUCUAUCAUGAUAAUGGCUGAAGGCAGAUUUGACCUUAGAGGGUGGGAGUAUACAGGUCAAGUCCAGGGUAACUCCCGAGACCCUACAACAUCUGUACUGGGUAUCAAGUGGAACAGGGUGGAUGAUACUUUAUUUUUAAAUCAGGACAUCGGAAAUAUUGAAGAACUUCUUAGUCAGCCAGUAACCAAAAGAUUGAUGUUAUCACUAGCACAACGGAUAUUCGAUCCCAUAGGAUUCAGUUGCCCGGCAGUUUUAAUACCUAAGCUUUUAUUACAAAAAACCUGGGAAAAGCAAGUAGGUUGGGAUGUGCCAGUUAAUGGGGAAAUUGAGUCGUUGUUUAAGAAUUGGCUUAAAGAAGUACCAUAUUUGUCGACUAUUAAAAUUGCCAGAUGGAUAAAUGCUGGACCUCAAGAGGCUGAACAAUGGUCCCUGCACAUUUUUUGUGAUGCAAGUAAGGAGGCCUUCUCUGCUGUAGUGUUUUUGAGAGGGGUCGAGAAUGGUAGAGUAUUUGUUCGUCUGUUGGGAGCUAAGUCAAGGGUAGCUCCAAAGAAGGUUUUAUCUAUACCAAGGCUUGAAUUAAUGGGAGCUCUGAUUGCUGUAAGGUUAUACAGUAACAUCGUGGAGAAUUUUGACAAUAAACUGGAAGCCUUUUUCUGGAGCGAUUCAACAACAGUCCUUUCCUGGAUAGAAAGACCCGAGGAGUGGUCUACUUUUGUUUGGAAUCGCAUUUCAGAAAUAAGAAAACUCUCAGCUUCUGGCACCUGGAGACAUGUACCUGGGUUGUUAAAUCCUGCCGACUUACCAUCUCGAGGCUGCUCUAUUAAGCAAUUGGUUCAAUCAAGAUGGUGGGAGGGUCCACAAUGGCUUUAUCAAAAUCCUUUUAACACCCCCCUGGAAAGCCUUAGCUACGAUGAGGAAGAAAUUAAUAGGGAGAGGAGGAAAAAGCUGGUUACUGUCUUAAUAAAUAAUGAGCGUCAGAAAAUGUCUCUUAUGGAUUGGCACUUGGACUACUUUUCUCAGUAUUUGAAAAUUAUACGGAUGUGUGCAUGGAUAUCUCGAUUUAUUUAUAAUACGAGAAAUAAGGAGCGGCACACAGGGCCCUUAAGUACCGAAGAAAUUAAUCAAGCCGAGAUAUUUGUAUUAAGACAAGUGCAACAAGAAUUCUUUAAAGACAAUAAAAAUAGACUAAGCGGCAUGGAAGUUUUCGAAGAUAUGGAUGGCGUCAUUAGAUUAAAAUCCCGUAUAAGUAAUAGGAGUGAUUGUGACAACUUCCUUUUUCCUGUGAUAUUACCUGGUAAACAUUUUUUAGUAAACAGACUUAUUUUUGGAGAACACUUAAAGUUAGGGCAUAUUGGCGCACAAAGUUUAAUGUGUAUUUUACGGCAAAAUUUUUGGAUUUUGGGUGGUCGUCGAGCCAUUCGACAUGCGAUAUCAAAGUGCGUAGUAUGCAAGAGACACACAUCGAAGCCGGUUACUGUAAGAUCGCCACCCUUACCUAUCGGGUUCGCGAUGCUAUAGCAUUUGAGAUAACCGGUGUUGACUUUGCUGGUCCGUUAUUUAUCAAAUCGGGAGAAAAGGUAUGGAUAUGCCUUUUUACAUGUGCGGUAUAUCGGGCCGUUCAUUUGGAACUUUGUUCAUCUUUAUCGGUUGUGUGUUUCAUACAAGCAUUGCGUCGGUUUAUUGCCAGGCGGGGUCGCCCUCGGACUAUAUACAGUGAUAACGGGACAAAUUUCGUGGGUACGGACAACGCGUUUUCGCGAGUAGACUUUAAAAAAUUUGCCGAAACUAGUAGUACCGAGCGGAUCCAAUGGCGUUUUAAUCCUCCAACGGCGGCGUGGUGGGGAGGAUUCUGGGAAAGACUUGUCGGAGUGUUGAAACAAUUGUUGCGUAAAGUAUUGGGACGAGCUUUACUGGAUUACGAAAGCUUGUUAACGAUAAUCUGUGAUUGUGAGGCCAUCAUCAAUUCGCGGCCACUCACUUGUUCGUCAACCAACCCUAAUGAGUUGGUACCUUUAACCCCCAUAAUGUUUCUUAGGGAUCAGUUGGUGAGUGGUGUUCCAGAUUGUGAUGCUGUUGACCGUCACUCUCUGUCUAGGAAGGUACAGCAUAGACAGAAAUUGGCAGAGGAUCUUGGUCGAAGGUUUCGUAAUGAAUACCUAGGGCAGUUGCAGCUAUGGUCCAAGGGAAGUUCCAGUUAUCAAGUUAAGAUGGGGGAUGUGGUUUUUAUUGGCAAUAACCUAGAUAAGCGGGUUAAUUGGCCGUUAGGGAGGGUUAUUGAGCUGCUACCUGGCAAAGAUGGUGAGGUUCGAGUGGUGCGGGUCAGUACCGAAAGGGGCCAACUUUUGAGACCUGUACAACGUCUCUACCCCUUGGAAUGUGCAGAAGAGGGCUUAAUGGAUAGCAAGGCAUUGACUAGCCCUAAAUCGAGGUUGGCCGAGACAAAUGUACCCUGUGAGGACUCAAGUGAAUCUGCGGGCGAUAUCGAGACCGCGAAUCCGGGAGUGUCUAAAAGCAGAGUACCCGAACCGAACGUAGAUAAUACGGCAUAUGUUUCGCGGAGCGGUCGUACGGUUCGCGUACCGGUCAGGUAUAGGGACAAUGAUUAGGAUUACUUUUACAUAGAGUUAAUUGUUUUAUUUGUGUAGGGUAGGUAGGUAGUUGACAUUUUUAAGGCUUAUUACAUUGUUAUUAUUGAACCUACUUAUUUACAUUGUUUACAUGUUGUCUCUGUUUUAGUUAGGUGAGUCAUGUUUCUUUUGUUUUAAAAACAUGCCUCAGGUGGGAGAAUGUCACGUCAUCCUGAACGACGUCUGUCAGAUCUAUCAGUUUUUAUUUUAUUAUUUCGGUCGGUUUUAUAUUCUCGGGGCCGGGUUAAUAGCUUUUUUGCUUUUUCUGAUUUUUAUUUAAUUUUCAUACAUUACAUAGUCUUUAACCAUCUUAAAACUGCCUGAUUUUUGUUUGAUAAUAUAAGUGUUUUUUUUUGUUUAAAGUUUUUGGCUUUUAUUAUUGGACCGAACCGCGUAUUGUGUACGACGGGUAGUUUUACAUUAAUACGCACCCGACAAUUAUAUUGUCCGAUAUUUUUGUAUUGUAUAAUAUUUUAAGUUUGCUCAUGGAAAAUAUUAUCCAGAGGAAGAACCCGUUAGUGGUCCAUCGAGUGCUCCAUCAAGUAUAGUGGAUGCUCGGUUCAAUGGUAGUUUAUACAAUAGUGAAUACACACAGCCCGGACCCUCAAACAUUUCUAUGCAGAUUCCUACAGAAAAUAAAGCAUUAGAAGAACAAGUCUCUAGACGCACAAUUAAUUUUAGGCGCGCAUUUUAGACACGCCACUGAAACCAUAUCUUAAGCCCCAUCGUCAUGGAGGACGACGACGCGUCACUCUACCACGUCGCACGCCACGAGUAGCAACUCCGACUCCCUAUCGGGAAAACUAGGUGCUGCAAGACAGGUUGGCCACUUUAAUUGUGGAGGAUUGCCUUACCUUGCCUUGCUGAACAAAAACUGGUAGUGACAUUAAUCUGAGACACGCGAGGACGUGUGACCUGUCAGUAUGGCCGUGUCGUAGUGGCUGCUAAACGUCAAGCCUUAUCAAGCUUGGGUGGAAUCGAAAAAAAUAUUCUCGGGGAAGUACCGAAGUGAUGGAAGUGCUGCUUGCAUACACGGGAGUCGGGACUGAGGCAGUCACGAUUUGGCAUUACCGUCGAGAUCUCCGCGUUUAGCGAUAAACCAAUCUUUUUUUAUCUCUGUAUUUUUACAACUGUAUUUUGUUUCUUUCAAAUAAUUAUUAUUCGUGGACAGUUAGUUUGUGACUUCAUAGUACAUACUUAGUUAAUAAAGUUUUGUGCAAAGACAGUGUGUUUCGAUUAUGGCUGACAAACCCUCAGAGAGUCCCCCGACAUAUUUAUGUA
Messenger RNA from Anthonomus grandis grandis, 7140 nucleotides. RefSeq lists its product as uncharacterized. Gene Ontology annotation, molecular function: aspartic-type endopeptidase activity; nucleic acid binding; zinc ion binding. The transcript is spliced from 3 exons. Lineage: Eukaryota; Metazoa; Arthropoda; Insecta; Coleoptera; Curculionidae. Bases 4678 to 5838 code for a protein of 386 amino acids. The record is from RefSeq and is a predicted model, not a curated record. Gene Ontology annotation, biological process: proteolysis; DNA integration.